UAUAAACCUAAUAAAGAAAAUUAUAAAUUAUAAAUAAUUUAAAUUACCAUCUCGUCCCAAUUAUGCUCACAACUUGAAGAACUACAAGUCAAGCUUAGAAUUCGAAUAACAAAUCUCUUCAACUCCGGAGUUGCAUCACCAAACAUCUCCCACCAUUCACCAGGAUUUAAUGCUUUCCUGCAUUCCUUUGCAUCUUUCAUUCCAAACAACUUAUGUCAACUGUUUGGACUUCUCCUUUACUAGCAUUGGCAACUGUUUGUUUUCCUUUAAAGCCAAACAACUUAUGUCAUCCUUCAACACUUUCACUUUCUUCAUCUUCUUCAUUCAACUUUCUUCUCUUUAAUGCUGCAUGUUUAGCUUCUGCAACUAUCUUUAUCAUCAAUUUUUUUAUUUCUUCCGAAAUAGAGGCACAAGGUUCAGAAUCCUCCCUAGUUCCAACAAGAUGAUGUUUGAAUCUAAAUAUCCCUCCACUCAGAAUCUUUGAGCAAUAGUUACAUUUAACUUUUCUACCAUUGCCAUUAAUAUCAAACUCAUGUUUCCAUCAAAUAUCAAACCGGUUCCCCAAAGCAUUUUUACUUUUACUCUCGAUAGAUGAGGAUCCACUUGGAUUAGUAUCCACUAAAUUUGAUGCAUUUCCACACAGUGAUCUAACUUUUCACUACAAAAUUAACAAAAAAAAAAUUCCCAGGUGCCUAGAAAGAGAAAAAACAAGUAGCGGAGGGCGAAUAUGAGAUAUUACGAGGGGAGAGGAGACGCAACGGCGAAUCUGCAAUCACUACUGUCGACGACGACGCGAGGCGAGAUGCGACAGAGAGGCGAGACAGAGGCGACGACAAGGCAACACGAACACGACGGCGAGGUGAGGCAGAAGCAGACGAACGCGAUGCGAACUGCAGUGGCCGGAGACGCGAUGCGAACUGCAGUGGCCGGAGACGCAAUGGUGAAAGCAGCGGUCAACACUUCCAAGCGCGACAGCGAGCGCGGCGGCGAACAACUCCAGACGCAAGAGCUUCGAUAGGCAAAACGCAACUGAACGACAACCCUAAAUCACGAAAAUUUAGGUUCUAAAUUGCCAUGAGUUUGCCAUAUACAUCUUAGCACCUUUGAUAUAUGCUAUUGUUUACGGGUGUUCAGAUGCAACAAUAGUUCUGGGAGCAGGAGGCAAGCUUAUCAUUAAAGAACUUGGCUUGAAGCUUGAAAAAGUGGAUUUGGAUAUGCUUGGUACUUGAAAAAAAGGUAUGCAGGGACAUCUUUUCAAAUGGAUUCGCCAUCCUUUCUUGCGUAGAGUGAUUGUUACCUCUCCAAGUUCAAGGAUCCGUAAUGGUGCAAUGGCUGGAAUAGUCUUAGGUACAAUUGUCUUUGUGGUUACUUUUUCUACAAUUGUUACAAUUGAGAGAUUCUCGUACACCUUCUAAACGGGACAAAAGGUGAGUACCUUAAAAUGAAUAACCUUGCCUAUGAUUAUUUCCUCUCUUUGACUUGUCUUCAAUGCUUCUAGGAUUUCAAAAAGAAUGUAAAGGUAUAACAUCAUUUUAUUAUGAAGAAAUUGCAGGCGCUACAAACAAUUUUAGUGAAGUAAAGUUUUAGCUGAAUGAGUUGCAUUGGACAGGGUUUUCAGCAUGGCCAACUCCUCCUCCAUUUACUCGAAGCGUGUUCAACCAUUCAGUCAUUCAAGAUUGUUAAAUGUCUCCAUGCAGUCUCCAUCACAAUUGGUCCCAUUCCAAAGCAAUCCAUUUUCAUUCACAACAACAUCCUCUCCUCAUACAUUUCCCUUGGUGAAGUGCUCCACGCACGCAAGAUGUUCAAUGCUAUGCCUCAUAGAACAGUUGUCUCUUACAACACUCUCAUCAAUGCUUAUUGUCGACUUGGGCAUGUGGAUGAUGCAUGGGACCUUUUCUCCCAUAUGAGGUGGACUGGUUUUGCACCUACCCAGUACACACUCACAGGGUUGUUGUCGUGUGAGUUCUUGAAUCUUUCAUUAGGUGCUCAGUUGCAGGCUUUGAGCAUCAGGAAUGGACUCUUUGAUGCCGAUUCUUUCGUGGGUACUGCUUUAUUGGGCUUGUUUGGGAGGCAUGGACAUUGGGAUGAAGUUUUUUCUACCUUUGAAUAUAUGCCCCAGAAGAGCUUGGUGACAUGGAACUCCAUGAUGUCAUUGUUGGGGCGUAAUGGGUUUGUUGAAGAGUGUAAGCUUUUGUUUCAUGAUCUUGUAAGGACAGGUAUGUCUUUGUCGGAAGGUUCUUUUGUUGCUGUGUUGUCUGGACUUGUUUAUUUUGAGGAAGAUUUGGAAUAUGGUGAACAAAUACAUGGGUUAAUGGUCAAAUGUAGGUUUGAUUAUGAAAUUAGUGCACUUAAUUCUCUUAUCAGUGUGUAUGUCAGGUGUAAAGCUAUGUUUGCAGUAGAAAGAUUGUUUGAGCAAGUUCCUAUUCAGAAUGUUGUGUCCUGGAAUACAAUUAUGGAUGCAUUAGUUAAAGGUGGGAAACCUAUGGCGACACUGGAAUUGUUUUUGAGUAUGGUAAGCAGAGGAUUGAUGCCAACUCAGGCCACUUUUGUUGUUGUUAUUGAGUCUUGUAAUUGCUUGAGAAUUGUGGUAUUUGGAGAAUCCGUCCAUGCUAAGGUAAUCAGGAGUGUCUUUGAGACUGAUGUUAUCAUGGGCACUGCACUGAUAGACUUCUAUGCCAAAUGUGAUAAACUUAUUUUAGCUAAAAAAUGUUUUGAUCAGAUAGAAGCGAAAAAUUUGGUUUCUUGGAAUACUUUGAUAGUGGGUUACUCAAACAUUUGUUCUUCCACAGCAAUUCUAUUGUUACAAAAAAUGCUUCAAUUAGGUUAUUUCCUAAAUGAGUUUUCUUUUUCUGCUGUCCUCAAGUCAUCUUCAGUGUCUAGCCUUCAUCAACUCCACAGUUUGAUUAUAAGAACAGGGCACAAGAGUAAUGAAUACGUAUUAAGCUCUCUCAUCUUGUCUUACACCAGAAAUGGUCUCAUCAAUGAAGCACUUUCUUUUGUUAAAGAAUUUGAGAAUCGGCUUCCCGUAGUUGCAUCUAACAUCAUUGCUGGAAUCUAUAACAAAAAAUGCCAGUACUAUGAUGCAAUAAAACUACUUUCUUUACUUGAAAAACCAGAUGUUGUGUCUUGGAAUAUUGUCAUUUCAGCUUGGGCUCGGAGCAAUGAUUAUGACAAGGUUUUUGCACUUUUCAAGCAUAUGCAUUCAACAUGCAUUCUUCCAGAUAGUUACACAGUUAUGAGUGUAUUAUCUGGGUGUACCGCACUUUGUCGUUUGGAUUUAGGUAGUUCUCUACAUGGACUUGUUAUAAAGACUAAUCUUGGUAAUUUUGACACGUUCCUUGGCAAUGUACUAAUUGACAUGUAUGGAAAGUGUGGAAGCAUUGAUAACUCAAUGAAAGUUUUUGAAGAAAUUAUGCACAAAAAUAUGAUUACAUGGACCACUUUAAUCACUGCACUUGGGUUAAACGGUUAUGCUUAUGAGUCAGUAAUGAGAUUUCGAGACAUGGAAAUGAUGGGAUUGAAGCCUGAUGCCUUAGCAUUCAGAGCAGUACUUUCUUCAUGUAGAUAUGGCGGAUUAGUGGAAGAAGCCAUGCAAAUUUUCAGUCAGAUGAGAGCCAAUAAUGGAAUGUCACUAGAACAUGAUCAUUACUAUAUUAUGGUUGACUUACUCGCAAAAAAUGGACAAAUUAGAGAAGCUGAGAAAAUCAUUGCAAGCAUGCCUUUCCUCCCAAACGUCAAUAUAUGGCGUAGCUUUCUUGAAGCAACAAUAUGCAAUAACUUGUAAAUUAACUUUUGUAGAACAAAACUUCAUUAAUCUUUUGAUAAGGAUGCACUAUAUUU
Vigna unguiculata (cowpea) is the source of this 3840-nucleotide messenger RNA. RefSeq names its product pentatricopeptide repeat-containing protein At3g58590-like. Lineage: Eukaryota; Viridiplantae; Streptophyta; Magnoliopsida; Fabales; Fabaceae. The record is from RefSeq and is a predicted model, not a curated record. Gene Ontology annotation, biological process: RNA modification. Gene Ontology annotation, molecular function: RNA binding; protein binding.